Molecule: messenger RNA, 3606 nt
Organism: Phanerochaete carnosa HHB-10118-sp
Lineage: Eukaryota; Fungi; Basidiomycota; Agaricomycetes; Polyporales; Phanerochaetaceae
Exons: 17
Coding region: 244-1875 (543 amino acids)
Molecular function (GO): chloride channel activity
Source: RefSeq, a predicted model, not a curated record
UAGCACGGUCACGGGCGUAAACAUGUUGCGUCAUUGUCGUGAUCUGUAACAGUCGCGGUGUGGUGAGCGGCAACCUCUCUCACGCUUUUUCCCUCGAACAUCAACGACCAAUCAAUAUUAAUAAGUCUUGCAAUGCCGUUGUUGCUUCGUCUACGACCAUCACCUACACCCCGAUACGCUCCCUUGGCAGCUAUUAAACAUCUAAAUAACACUCUGUACUGUUUCUCUCUUUAACGUGGACCUAUGCCCCAAAGGAGCGUUACCGGACACCACACCCUCCUUCCAGCGGCGAACACUAGCAAUGAGAUCAUCAUUCCACUGGUGCCGAACCGCUCAUUCCUUGAGUGGACUUUUGGAAGAGGAACCGCGAUUUGGAGAAUCUGGCCCGCUGUAUUCCUCCAUACCGCGUUCGCAGGAUUGGUUGUGACGCUGUCUCUUCUCGAUAUGAUCAGGCUCAACAUACCCAGUGUCCUACUUACGCUACUUGGUGUCGUUAUUGGUUUUGUCAUCUCAUACCGCGCCAUGUCAGGAUAUGACAGAUACUGGCAAGGACGCUCUGUUUGGGCUGAUGUGAUUCGUCAGUCACGGACAUUCGCUCGCUUCGUGUGGUACCAUGUUCCCCUCGAAAUCGAAAACGUACAGAAAGACGGAGAGGAGCAGAACGAGGAGCAGAAAGCCAAGGUCAAAAAGGAAAAGCUGAAGGUCAUGCAGCGCGUUAUGGCAGAGAAACGUAUGGCUUUAGAGUUGAUUGAAGCGUUUUCUGUUGCUCUGAAGCACCACCUGCGAGGAGAAAAAGGAAUAUACUACCGAGAUCUGUACCAUCUUGUAAAACCCCUGCACGAGCACUACAGUCGUCACUCCGGACACCCCACCCAACCGCUUGGCUCGUCCGAGCGGCAGACUGCCGUGACCAUCCGCACCCCGGCGCAUGUCUCAGACCCGGUUACCCCGCCCAUUAACGGAUAUGGCUCUGCCAAGACCACGCACUCUGCGCGCUCGGGUCACCUCGGUCAUUCGAGCCACGCCUCUGUGUCCUCGCACAACUCGGAUCCCGACGAGCACAGCCCGUUGCUGCCGGGCAUGACCUCGACCGCAAAGAACGGCCUCGUCUCAAGUGUCUCGAGCGACCUCAUCCCCUUCUCGGGCGUCGUCUCCGAGAUCUCUGCGUGGUUUGGCUCCUGGCGCAACAAGCGGCGCCCGCGCCUGCCUUCGGGGGCCGAUGUCGAGACUGCGGAACAGAUGCAAGAGGCGGAUGCGCUGGGCGGCAUGAGCGAGCGGCUCUAUUGGACCCACGCGAAACACCGGCCCAAGAUCGCGGGCGGAGGGGAAAAUGUGCCCCUCCAGGUUGUACGGUGCUUGUCGGUCUGGUUGAGCGUGUGCGAAGAGCGCAACUGUGUUCCUGGAAACACCCUCGGUGGCAUGUUCGGCAGCCUUUCCGCCUUCGAAGACAGCCUUGCCAAUUCAGAGAAGAUCCUAACGACCCCGCUGCCAUUCAUGUUCUCUGUACACAUCAGGUACACCGUGUGGCUCUACCUCUUCGCGCUGCCCUUCCAGCUCCUGGACCUCUUCGGGUGGUACACCAUCCCCGGCGUCGGCAUCGCCGCGUUUAUCUACCUCGGCUUCGUUGCAGCCGGCGAGGAGAUCGAACAACCCUUCGGGUAUGAUGAGGGCGACCUGGAUCUCGACCUCUUCUGUCGCGAGGUCAUCUGCGCGGACAUGGACCAGCUCAAGCGCACGCCUACGCGCAACGUGUUCCUUGGCGCACCCCAUGUCAGCGACGAGGUCGUCGUGAAUGAGGGCAAGGAGGACCGGCUCGGCCGCCACGGACGCGUCGAAGAGGUAUUUGGCGUCGUCAGAAUCCUCGACGCGAAUUAGGGGAGACUUCCAAGAGUGGAAAUGGACACAUGUGUAUAUGUAGCAGUGCGACCGUGCGUAAGAAUUCGGCCGUCGUGCCCGGCAUAGUUACAGCAGCAGCGCGCCGUGUUCGUGGAAGGGACGCAGCGUUUCAAUCACCGAGGCGCGCUCGUUCUCGUUCAGGUCAGCGCGGCUGCGGCGGAUCUUGAUGGCGGAAAGGCCGUGCUCCAAAUACCACGUCAAAUCCUCAUUGAGGACACAGAGGGACUCGAAGUCGUUGAACGCGGAAUCGAAGCGCAGUACGAGGGUGAGGCCGGCGGACGUGUCUCUGUCGGUCCAUAGGUCGGCUAGGAGUCCUGGUACAAGUUCUAGCGCGCCCGGUAUCCAGUACGACGGCAGACUGAGCUCGAGCUCGCGAAGGCCCGUGCAGUACUCCAGGCCGAGCGAGGUCGGAAGGACAACUCGCGAGGGGUACAUGCACCCGAUUUCUAUGCGGAGGGCGCGUAGGUUCGCUCCGGCUUCAGCCAAAAGCGUUGUAAGCGCGUCCGCAUCGUAUUCGUCGAGUAGGACGUCCAGCUCGAGACAGGCGAGGUUGGGCGGCACGCCGCGCAUGCACAUGCCCUGGACGAGCAGCGCGAGGGCCUCGGGCGAGUGGUGCGGGUACAGCGACCGCCCCGCGUCGAUCCGUUUGAGGCGGCGCAUCGUGAAGUGCUCAAGGACGCUGAGGAGUAGGUCGCCCUCGAUGUCGCACUCGUCAGGGUCAUCAUACGCGUCCCAGAAGAGCUCCUCGACGUGCGGGAAGAGCGAGAGGAGUGCGAAGGCGGAGCUUCCCGAGAUGAGGCUGUCGCGCACCUCGAGCGUGCGCAGCGCACCGUGCUGGCCAAUCAGCAUGUCGUGCUCGGACCAGCGGAGCGUUGUGCGCGUGAACGAGAGCUUCGUGAGCAGCGGAAGUUGUUGCAUCAGCGCGUCGACGUCGUCCAGCGAGAGCUGGCACGCGUCGUGCUGCCACCCGACGAGGCUGAGUUCCCGGACGCUCGUGCGUAUGAGUUCGCCCGUCUCCUCAAGGAACCACAGGAGCGCGCAAGUCAGCGGUGCCCCAAAGUUCUGCUGGCGACACCGGCGCGAGUACCCGUCCCAGUCCUCGUGUUUCCCGGGCAUGUACGACCGCUCCCACCCGGCGAUAUUUGCAAGGGAGAUCCAAGAGACUUCGAGCUUCCGAAAGAGGUGUGGACGUGAGGCGUAGAACCACGCGCGGCUGACGAGGCUGCAUUGCGACAACGUAGGCUUGUCGUCGGAAAGGUGGGUAAAGACUUCACCGAGGAGCUCCAGAGGAAGUCUUGUACAGAUGGAUAGACGUGCCGACAGAGUUUGAUUGGAUGAAGAGCGUUGGAUGUUCCGCUGUAAUUGCGCUGCAAUCAGUGCUCUCUGUCUGAUUGGUAUGCCGCGCCGGGCGAGAGACGGUUCCAGCGAAAUCUCGUGUAUCUUGCCCGUGGGAGCAGUAGCAGGCCUGCGUGGCAAGCUCAAACGCUGCAGGAUGGUCAUGGUGGUGGAUGCUGUCUCGGAUUCUUUGGAAGAGACGUGCUGACAUAGCCCGCAUUAGUCACGAGCGCCCAGACUCAUACAGCCGCCUGAGUAACGCACGAGCAGACAAGACCUCUGCGCGCUGUGGGCUGUGGUUGUGAUGAGGCGCGAAAGGACGAGGUGACCGAGAAGCGGAAGGGUACUUGUAUAUGGAACGGGACCCGAGAAUCC